GAGAGAACAGCUAUGGAAGCCAUCCGUGGAUGAUUGCUUUAUCCUGUUGGACUUGAAAAGUGGCAGUGAGGCACUAGCCAAUCGUAGAUUUUGUAGACAUAGAAACGCAACGUAAAUGUUCAGGAAAUUAGUUAGACACUUGAACUCUUUAAAUUACAAUUUCGGAUAUCAUAUUGGAUUCAACAUUUCCCACGUAGCUAGCUUGCUAGUCUCAGUAGUCUGUCUCGCACAGGUAGAAUAACGUUAACGGUCGGUGACAAAGGAGGGGUAAGGUGGCGAGGUAACGAUGAAUCGGUUUCGAAAGUGGCUCUACAAGCCUAAGAGGACGGACCCUCAGCUCUUGGCCCAGUUCUACUAUGCUGAUGAGGAGCUCAACCAAGUGGCCACAGAACUGGACAGCCUAGAUGGCAGGAAAGACCCUCAGAGGUGUACUCUGCUGGUCAACCAGUUCAGAUCCUGUCAGGACAAUGUGUUGAACAUUAUCAACCAGAUCAUGGAUGAAUGUAUCCCUGAUGACCGAGCCAACAGAGACUUCUGUGUCAAGUUCCCAGAGGAGAUUCGCCAUGACAACCUUGCAGGACAGCUGUGGUUUGGGGCUGAGUGUCUGGCUGCAGGCUCCAUCAUCAUGAACAGGGAGAUAGAGAGCAUGGCCAUGAGGCCUCUAGCCAAGGACCUGACCCAUAGCCUGGAGGAAGUCCGAAACAUCACGAGAGACCAGGCCCUCAGAGACCUCAACUUAUACACCGACCGCAUGAGGGACGCACUACGCCACUUCGACAGCCUCUUUGCUGAGUUUGAGCUCAGCUAUGUGUCAGCCAUGGUGCCUGUGAAGUCUCCCAAAGAAUACUAUGUUCAGCAGGAGGUGAUUGUGCUCUUCUGUGAGACUGUGGAUAGGGCGCUCAAGCUGGGCUAUCUCAGCCAAGACAUGAUCGAUGACUAUGAACCCGCUCUGAUGUUUACAAUCCCCAGACUAGCCAUUGUGUGUGGUCUAGUGGUGUACGGUGAAGGUCCACUCAACUUGGAUAGGAAACCAGAGGACAUGUCUGAGCUCCUCCGGCCUUUUCGCACUUUACUGAAGAAGAUCAGGGAUCUGCUGCAGACCCUGUCAGAGGAGGAGUUGUUGACGCUGGAGCGGAGCCUUUGUAUCUCUCAGGACGGGGAGUUCCCCUUGGUCCCCGAGUGCCCCCCCACACCCACCCCAACCCCCACUAUCGCCCCAGACCUCCCUUCAUCCAGCAGCCCCACCAGCGACACUGGUGAGGAGGGGAGCGAGGAGGAGAGAAUGCAGCAACAGGAGGUGCUGUCUCUGUGCACCUCCCACAUCCAGGAGGAGGAGGACAGGGAGUGGGAGGAGGUGAAGCGGGCAAAGGAGCAGGGUUCUCUGUGUGAGGAGGUGGAGGAGGCAGACCUGGCCUGCUCCAUGCAAUAUGAUGAGGAGGAGAUCGAACAGCUCAACAUGAUGGUGUACCGUGUGGGGGAUGAGAUGUCCACGCUGCUGUCCCCUCCCAGCCAGGGCCAGUCCCCGGCCCACCACCCCAACAGAGGGGGCUCCAGCGGGGGCUCCAGCACCGAGGCCUCCCCCCUCCGGUUCCUGGUGGGCCGGGGAAGGACAGGUCUCUACCAUGAGGAGGAGGACAGAGUCUUCUUCAUGGAGGACCUGGACGCAGGAGGGGACAUUGUAACCAGCAGCCGUUUGACCUCGCCUUCCAAAGCCCCUCAGCCCUCCUUGCCUCAGCCCCGCAGACCUGGCCCCCUGACAGACUCAACCAGGAAUGGCUGGUCCACUGAUGCUCAGUCAGAUCCGUCCCAGCAGCCCCAAAACCUGCCCCCACAGUGCCCAAACACCAAGCGACCAGCCCCCACCCCCGGCCUGGAGCCCUUGCCCUACACUAACGGCUGGGAGGUGGGCCUGGAGGGAGGCGAGACUGCUGAAGUCAUUGCACACCGUAUGGGAGGGAUGAAGCUCUCGGCCACGGUCAUCUUCAACCCCGGCUCCCCCAGCCUGACUGAGCUGGCUGUGGACAAGCUGCUCCUGCCCCGCCCCCCCUCCUCCUCAGCUACAGAGCCCUGCGGCCCCCUGGUGGCCACCCACUGCCUGCUCAACUCCUGUGUCUGCUGCGGCAGCUGUGAAGACGGCCAUGAUGACGCCCUCACCAUGGACAACACAGGGCUGGGGAUGGACCUGGGGUUGGACAAACACUGCAAGCCCCAUCCGCCACACAGCUCUGUCAUCCAGUCCUCUGCCUGUCGCCUGGCCUCCUCAGGACACAACUUACAUAGGAAGGGGGACUCUCCCCCCCAGCUGACGCCCCCCUCCUCCCGCUGCUCCUUAGAGCCUCCUCCAGGGGAGGAGGAAGGGGACCAGCGCUGUGACAAGUGCCUGGUGGUGGUGGCCCCGGGAUCUCAGCAGGGCCUGGGCCAGGACAGCAGCCCCAAUGGAGUAAGGGGAGCCCCAGAGCCCUGUGUCCACCAGUGGAGGACAGUGAGGAGGCCUCAGGCCAGCGGGGGAAGGGACAGGACGGGAACCAGAGAGACAGACGGGGAGUCCAAGGAAGAGAGCAGGAAGAACACUAGUUUUUUUCAGGACUCUCCUCUCAGCUCAGUCUCCAGUAGUGACUGUGAGAGUGUGUCUGUCACCACAUGUAGUCUGUCCAGCAGUGCUUACACAGCCAGCCCUGUCAGCAGUCUAACCACGAGCUCAGGGACGUCAGAGGAUCUGGACCACCAUGAGAUCCAGCUGGCCCUGCAGGCUGCUAAGAUGGCCGCCAGGAACAAGAUUCGCUCGCGCUUCCACAGCAGCAGUGACCUCAUCCACCGCCUCUUCGUCUGCAUAUCGGGUGUUGCUGACCAACUGCAGACAAACUACGCGGCUGACCUUCGAAGCAUUCUGAAGACACUGUUUGAAGUCAUGGCUACCUCUGAACAGGGGGACAAUGACAAGCAGAAAGCAGGUCCAGGGCUGCGCAGCGCCAUGCUGGAGGACUGUGCUCUCUGUCAGGAGACCAUCUCUUCCUCUGAGCUGGCAGCCAAGGCCCGGGAGGAACAGUUCGAAGAUCCCCCAGACUGGGUUCCUGAUGAGGAAUGUGACUCCUGCAUCACCUGUAAGGCCCCCUUCACCGUCAUCCGCAGAAAGCACCACUGUAGGAGCUGUGGCAAGAUCUUCUGCUCUCGCUGCUCCUCCCACUCAGCCCCGUUACCGCGGUACGGCCAGGUGAAGUCCGUUAGGGUGUGUACACACUGCUACAUGUUCCACGUCACACCAUUCUACAGCGACAAGACUGGCAUCUGACCCCUGCUGUACCAACAGACUCCCCCGCCUCCCUGCCCCCUGCCUCUACAGAAGCAUAUCCAGGGGAUAUGAGGCUAUAUUCAAAGUAAAUCCCCAACUGCACAGAGCGACCUUAACGAUCAACUUCAUCACACUGUACGGCAAGGCAAGGCUUUGAAAUAGGAGGACAUGGAUGAGAGCGCAGAGAGAUGAAAUAAGGUCUUAUGUGAAGGCACAUAAACUAUGAUUAUACCCUUUCUGUUAUUUUUGAGAUGCUACUGCUGCCUGAAAGGGACCUACGGCACCUGAUGCUUUGCUGUCCUCCUUCUCUGACUCACUGAUGCCUGUCUGUGGAGGCAGAGGAAGAAGAAAGAAAACAACCGACUGGAAAUAGGGUUUUGUACUGGCAUGUUGCAAGGCUACUCUGGACAGGUCCAGUGCUUUAGGAACAGCUUCUGGGGCUGUUUGAAGCUGAAAAGAGAGAGAAAGCCUUUGGAACAUUUUUGUUCUAUUGCUUGUGUAUACAAAAGGCCUUCUGACAUCCUGUCCUAUGCUUUAGUGGGCUUCCCACACUUGUGCCAGAGCUCUCUCAGGGCUCCGAUGUUCAUUUAAAGAAUGUAAGUCAUAAUAAACAUGUAAAUUAAGGAUAAUUAUGUUGAUAGUGAUGAUAAUCUCCGCACCACUGAUCUUGUUUGUUUGGCCAAAAUGGCUCUAAAGGUUUUAAUUUUAGUUUGUCAUGUAAUUCCUGAUGCUGUAAUGCUGAGGAGGGGAAAGCAAUCCACGGAAAUGUGUGGAGUUUUCAGCAAUGCUUUAAACGGCAAUGAAUGUGUUAUAUCGUUUAAAGACAUGGAAUUUUGAUUUUAGCUACAGUGUCUCAAAGAACACUUAAGUUGUCUGGCCUUUUAAUAACAAUGUGGGCAGUGGCCAUUGCUCUUUCAGUCAUAACAUAUCAUGUUUUUAAUGAUUUAUCUUGUUCCCUACUCACCCCAACCUUAACCUGUGUAACUCCUCGACCUCUGAGAUUGAUGUGGUCACAUAAGUCACUCUCUCAGGCAUUGGAUGCCCUCUAGUGGAGAGAGACUGUAACCUCCUACCACACAUCAUCAGCAACAAGAUUAUCUGUGAUUGUUAGAAUCAUGGAGUGCAUAUCACAUACUAGUUAGAGGUUCAUGAGGCUUGUCUCCCAUCAGUUGGUUAAGGCAGCAAUGUUGUUUUUUUCCCUUCUGUGUAUAUUGUUGCAAAGCACAUUUAUCUUAAGUAGUAUUUUAACUCCCAGUGGUGGCAUUGAUCAAAUCAAAUCAAAGUUUAUUUGUCACGUGCGCCGAAUACAACAGGUGUAGACCUUACAGUGAAAUGCUUACUUACAAGCUCUAACCAAUAGUGCAAAAAAGGUGUUAGGUGAACAAUGGUCAAGUAGCACUGAUAGCACACUUAUCUAGACAGGUGUCACUAGAACAGAGAGACAACUCUCCUACUACACCAAGAAGGUCAUUGGUGUACAUUCUCAUUAUCUUGGUUACAUACCAGCUGCUGUUGCAGAAACAUAUGUGAUCUGUAGUGAAAUCAGUUAGAAUAUGUUACAAAUAUAGUCUCAUACCAUUAAGUUGUUAAAAAUGUUUUGUUACAUCCUAACCUGGUUAUAUACAUCGUCUCCAUACCUCUGUGCACAAUGUAGUACUGUUCCCAGUUGAUAACCACUUCCUCUACUGUUACAUCAUCAUAUUCCUGCUCCCUCCUCUAGUCAUCUCUGAUGCAGAGGGAACGCUUCGCCAUCUGGGUUACAAUGGAGAAUGAGUUGGAGUUGAUGUGGAUAGAGGAAUGGCCAAUCUGACAUAACUGUCUCAAACAACCAUGGCUUUUUACACUUCAAGGCCGCACCAGUUAUAUCAAAUCUGCGCUGUCUUAUAAGCUAAUUCUCAGGCUUCAUCUUGUCUAGACCACUCACUACUUCUACAAGUUUUAUUUUUACUGAGGAAAUUAUAGAAACUUUUAAGAGAUUGUCAUUUUAAUUUUUAUAAAGAACAGAAGGAAAUUAUGUAAAUGUAUAAAUCUAUUACUCAUUUUUCUGUAUAAAGGAAUGAUGCAGUAAUUCAAUGACUGGACAUCCUAUUACGUCAGAGCUUGUUCUUAUUUUGUAAAGGCUAGCUACAUUUCAAUAGUAAGAGCUAUGUGGAACAUUGGGAAAAUGAAAUAAUAUGAUUUAAAUGUCAUGAAAAUUAAAUGACUUCCU
Salvelinus namaycush (lake trout) is the source of this 5498-nucleotide messenger RNA. Its product is annotated as lateral signaling target protein 2 homolog. The transcript has 14 exons. Gene Ontology annotation, molecular function: metal ion binding. Gene Ontology annotation, cellular component: early endosome membrane. The coding region runs from base 287 to 3289 and encodes 1000 amino acids. Gene Ontology annotation, biological process: negative regulation of epidermal growth factor-activated receptor activity. The record is from RefSeq and is a predicted model, not a curated record. Lineage: Eukaryota; Metazoa; Chordata; Actinopteri; Salmoniformes; Salmonidae.